AUGUCUGUAACGUCUUCAAUCCCAUGCAUCAAAAUCCCAACAACUUCUUCUUCAUGUGCAUCUUCAUCAACUUCAUCUUAUUCUUUUAGAUUCUCUUACCACAAACCUUAUGCUGUUACUGUAAGAAACUCUAUGAGUGAAGGUCCUUUGAGAAGACCAAUGGCUCCUUCUGUGAAAGAACCAUCUAAUCUUCCUCAACCAUUGAAACCCUCACCUCCUUCUCAGUCUCCACCGCAGCCUCAGAAACCAAGUUCUGUUGUUGUUGGGGAUGAUAAAAGUGUUAUUACAUUAGAGUUUCAGAGACAAAAGGCUAAGGAAUUGCAGGAGUAUUUCAAAUUGAAGAAGCUUGAACAAGCUGCUGAUCAAGGUCCCUUCUUUGGAUUCAUUGCCAAAAAUGAGAUUAGCAAUGGAAGGUGGGCAAUGUUUGGUUUUGCUGUUGGGUUGCUAACUGAGUUUGCGACGGGCUCAGACUUUGUUGAUCAAGUGAAGAUCCUUUUCUCCAAUUUUGGGAUAUUAGAUUUGGAAUGA
Molecule: messenger RNA, 528 nt
Organism: Lathyrus sativus (Indian pea)
Lineage: Eukaryota; Viridiplantae; Streptophyta; Magnoliopsida; Fabales; Fabaceae
Source: the annotation of a GenBank genome assembly